This is a messenger RNA of Phytomonas sp. Hart1, 1110 nucleotides long. The record is from the annotation of a GenBank genome assembly. NCBI's taxonomy places the organism in Eukaryota, Euglenozoa, Kinetoplastea, Trypanosomatida, Trypanosomatidae.
UGAUUUUCGUGGUUAGAGUUAUCGUUGGUUUAGUAACGCUAGACUGAUACUUAUUUAUCAACAUAGACAUCAUACAUGUACUCAUUAUUAUUUUUUUUUCAAGCUUUUCAUUUAUUCAUAUAAUUCUUUUAUUACCAAUUAUUUGCAUCCGAGUGUGCCGUGAUUUACUUUCACAUUACAGAUACUAUAAUUUGCCUGUGUCCGAAUAGCAACCGCAAUAAUAUGCAGCGUGUGUUCCAGAUGUCGUCUGGGAGACAGGCCGUUGAGGAGAUGGAAGUUUUCCUGCGAAUGAUGAGCCGCGUUCAACGCCGGUGGACCAAAAUCAUCGCAAAUCGCGAAAACAAGGUUCGAAAACUCAUGAUGAUUGAGGGUCAGUGUCGUGACCGUCUCACGCGUAACGUUCUUCGGGGCACACAUGCCAAUCUUAAAUACUUGGUCAACACUGACUUGAUUAGCACUGCAGAGGUUGCUGCUCCCCCGCCGUCCGAAACGUUUCAGUUGUAUGGGAUUCCACCUAGCCAAAUCACACCCUUUUCGGUGUAUGCCAUUUCGCGUCUGUGGGCUGAUCCGGAUCGCGUUGAUUUGCCCCUUCUCACAUUGAUCGCGGAUUUUCAAAGCGCCUGGGCAAUCCUUCCUCUUUCCAAGAAAGCGGUUUAUGAGCAGCUUGCCGAUACUUUUCGAGAGCGCAGUGAGAGGUCCUGCUGCGGGGCUGCGGCAAUCGGUGCGGACACGCAACCCCAGAAUGCCAAGCAAGUUCACAAGCCAAAAAGGGAACGAUCAACGGCCAAAAGGCAGUGCAAGGAGCUAGGCGAUGUUGACAUCGUUAAGCCAAUGGAUCCUACCGACGCGAAGGCAUCGAAUUGGGAAGAAUCUGCGUUUAGGCGUUUUGUAAAGCUCAGCAUGCAGCAGAUGCGUGCGGCGUUGGGAGACAAGUGUCUUUUACACAAGGAAUGGGACCAAAUCGCAAAAGCGGAAUGGGAGUCCAAGAGCGUUCGACAGAAGCAAUGUUAUCUAUAACAUUUCUCUUGCAUGACAAUUCGGUUGUUUGAGUUUGAUUUAUUUGCAGGAUUUUAUUCACGUUUGAUAUACCAGAGAAGUGCUAAAAAGAAA